Messenger RNA from Phytophthora infestans T30-4, 228 nucleotides. RefSeq lists its product as uncharacterized. Lineage: Eukaryota; Oomycota; Peronosporomycetes; Peronosporales; Peronosporaceae. The transcript is spliced from 3 exons. The record is from RefSeq and is a predicted model, not a curated record. The coding region runs from base 1 to 228 and encodes 75 amino acids.
AUGCCAAAAUGGCACAAUAAAAAAACUGCCGCCUUCGUUCACACGUACGGCUGGAAUAAGUAUUUCGUUUGGCUCUAUGGGGUCACGUUCGUCGACUGCAGCUCGGAGCGCCCAAAUAGUCGACAACGUGUCCUCUCCCCCACCUCUGGAGCUGCGGCAGUCGAAGCGGCUCGCAAGCGCAGACACCGAGAGCUAGUUAACCGCCUGUAUUACAUUGCGAUCUACUAA